Messenger RNA from Sparassis crispa, 864 nucleotides. RefSeq lists its product as hypothetical. The record is from RefSeq and is a predicted model, not a curated record. Lineage: Eukaryota; Fungi; Basidiomycota; Agaricomycetes; Polyporales; Sparassidaceae. The transcript has 4 exons. The coding region runs from base 1 to 864 and encodes 287 amino acids.
AUGCGACCCUUGGUCUCCUACGACGACAUCACAGCUCCGCAAGCUGAGCCGGCAGAGCUGCCGGGUCCUCAUUCUCCCCCCACAAAUCCUCCGCCGUCGAAAAAGCGGAAGACAAACCAGAAACUACCCAACAGGCGUCCCCAGCAGCAGUACGCACAUUGGGAUGACCCAGGUGCACAGGCCCCGCCAGUGAGGUAUGACGAUGGCGCGGCGGGGCCGAGCACAAGCGGGACGGGCGAGGGUGAGUAUACUGAAGAGGAAGAGGAGGAAGAGAAGAGCCGGGAGCUCACCCAUGACGAGAUCUGGGACGACUCUGCGCUCGUGGAUGCUUGGGACAGCGCAUUGGCCGAGUAUGAGGCGUACCAUGGUCCCGGGAAGAAGUGGAAGGAAGAACCGGUCAAGAGAUCUCCUCUAUGGUACAACGUCCCACCCUCGGACUCGAAGCUUAAAAAGAUAGCAGCGCACAGCGCGCCAGCAGAAGGGGCGCCGAACGGCACUCAUGAGGAGCACGCAAAUGGCGAAGCCGAUUCGACGCCUCUGAACUUUGACACGUAUGUCCCAACCUACGAUCCAUCGCUCACGCAAGCCGUGCCACCGCACCCGCCUGCAGUCCCAGGUUCAGAUUACGCACAGUACUAUUUACCUAACCCACCUGGGCCAAUGGUCAGCCAGGACGAGGCGUUCUCGCGCGCGCUAGCGGCAAUGUACUGGGGCGGAUACUGGACUGCGGUUUACCACUACCAGCGUAACGUGGCAACAGGUGAGAUAGCUGACGGAGAAGAAGGGGGAGCGGAGGCACAGGAUGCAGAUGUAGAUGCAGGUCGGUACGACGAGGACGAGGAUAUGGUAUCUGCUCAGCGGUGA